CAGAGAGUACAUGUGGAAAAGUGGCCAUGGCUGUGUCAGCUCCCGUUAUCCCACCGCCCCCUCUCACUCCCACCUCUACCCCGUUAACAGGAGGCUUGUUCCGCACCGAUUCUGUGUACACCAGCCCUUCGGAAUCUCCCAAACUUAGUAGCAUUAAUAACAACAUCAACAGCGGCAACGAGUGUAAGAUGGUCGAGCUCCGUGGAGUCAAAGUGGCGUCUUUCAAUGUGGACGGGCAGGAGCUGAUCUGCCUCCCGCAGGUUUUUGAUCUCUUCCUCAAGCAUCUGGUGGGCGGUUUGCAUACGGUUUACACUAAGUUAAAGAGACUGGAUAUAACGCCCGUGGUCUGCACCGUGGAGCAGGUCAGAAUCCUCAGAGGACUCGGAGCCAUCCAGCCCGGAGUUAACCGUUGCAAACUCAUAUCCAGAAAAGACUUUGAAACUUUGUUCAACGAUUGCACCAACGCAAGCUCAAGGCCUGGAAGACCCCCAAAACGGACCCUGAGUGUCACAUUGCCAGAAAAUUCUCGCAUCAUACCCCAUGCUGUCCCAGGUCUCUUAUCGCCAGGAAUCAUCUCACCAACAGGUUUAACUGCAGCAGCCAUGGCUGAAGCGAUGAAGUUACAAAAACUGAAACUUGCAACAAUGAAUAAUCUCCAUGGUAAUGGUAGUCAAAAUGGUGCAGAGUCGGAGAAUGAAGAACUGAAUUCCAGUACAGGUGGAUGUGAAUCUUCGUGGGACAAAGAGAAACUCCAGUCACCCACUACCACAGGGUCACAGCAUGUAGUCAACCAUGCCACACUGUCUGGUCAACAUAAUCUUGCAGCCACACACCCGCUUAGCCCACUCCAGCAGAAUCACCUUAUAGCCAACAGACUCGAGUUGCCAUUCAUGAUGAUGCCCCACCCCCUCAUACCCGUCAGCCUACCUCCUGCAUCGGUUACCAUGGCAAUGAGCCAGAUGAGUCACCUCAGCACCAUAGCUAACAUGGCAGUGGCAGCCCAAAUGCACAGUCCCUUAUCCAGAGCAGGAGCUUCUGUUAUCAAGGAGCGGGUUCAUAACAGCCCAUCCCCAGAACCAUCCCUUGAAGAUAGUCAACGGCCUGGGAGUCACCCAUCUUCGCACCAGAGCAGUAGCGUAUCUAGCUCACCAUCCCAACAUGACAUUGCCUCUGACAGAAUAUCUGGUCAGCCAGGGACAAGAGAAGGGGAGAUCAUUGAUCAUGAUAAUGGUCCCAAUAUAAAGAGAAGCCAAAAGGAGAAAGAUGAGACUCAGCUUGUGAUGCCCACCAUUAGAACCAGCAUCGAGAAGUUCCACAUGGCUGGGCAAGCCUUGCCCCCAGGGUUUCCUGCGCCAUUUUUAUUUGCUGAUGGACUGUCUUCAAUAGAAACACUUUUAACCAACAUUCAGGGCCUGCUGAAGGUGGCUGUUGACAAUGCCCGUGUGCAGGAGAAGCAGAUACAACAGGAGAAGAAAGAACUCAAGCUGGAGCUGUUCAGGGAGAGGGAAAUGAGAGAAACCUUAGAGAGACAACUCACAGCGGAACAGCACAAUAGAGCAACAAUUCAGAAACGACUGAAGAAAGAGAAAAAGGCAAAGAGGAAAUUACAGGAAGCACUUGAAUUUGAGUCAAAGCGACGAGAACAAGUGGAACAAGCUUUACAACAGGCCACAUCCACAGAAAGUCUCAGGGUGCUUAAUGAUGCAGUAAUUCCCGAGAUGGAAGCUGAACAUUGUGGGACUCAGCUCGACACAACAGCAACAGUACAAGAUAGAACAUACAUGAAAACAUCCAUCCUGUACUGAGAGACAAUUUUUACCAAACUGAACCAUGUAAUGACAACAUUUCCACACUCCAGUGAAACCAAGGCUGGGUACAGCAAACACUUCAAGCCACUUUCAGUCAAAGCAACCUCAGUUCAUACAUUUUAAAAAGGAAAAAAAAAGUAACCACAUGCAUUGUGGUGGAUUAGUGCUGUAGCAUCAUUUGUGCUGCAGGUAAUGUUGCCAAUGUGGUGAAGUUUUAUACUAUAUUUGCUGCACCAGAACAAUGUACCUGGUAAGAGUCAUGCCUUGUUGGUUAAAGCAUAGUGUGCCAUGCUAUUUUAAAGCACACCAACAACCAACACAAGCAGAAGACAUUGCAGAUUGGUGAAUUUACACCACAUCAGGCCUAAUACAAGGCUGUUAAGAACAAUUAGCCCAGAGGCAACUGAAGAGCUUUGUAAUUAAUGGCUGAAGAAAUCCUGCAACAAAACUGUUCAUUGUAAUUAUUAAUAAAGCUUUCUCUGUUAAAACUGGUCUAUUUUAAAAAAAGGGCCCGAUUUAGAAAAAAGGUGGAAAAAGCAGCAACGUUUUGCUGAGUAAAGGCGCCCUUCAGUUUUGUGAUCCAUCUGCAAGAAAAGCAUUGAAUUGUCAUUAACAUCUUUUACACUCCACUCAGAUAUUGGGGAAGGAAGUGAAAUAUAUGCAGUAGAAUAUUAGGAAAUGAAACCUUUUUAAAUGGCUAGUUGCUCGUAUACGCUACCAUAAUUUCGUUAAAAAUAUUUAGUUUAAAUUUCAACUUCUGACCAGUAAAAAGGAAUGUUAACUAGUAAAGAUACAAUGUUAAUAGAACUUUCAGUUUGUCUUUUGUCUUUGCAAAGCUGUUCACAAAACAUUGUCCCUGCUGUUCAAUUCAAAUUGACAGUAAAAUUGGUGCUGAUGUUAAUUAUUGUUUAUAGCUUUGUAGUAAAGUAUAAAUACCACAAGCUCACUGCAUAUCAUGUGCAGACAUUGUUAAAGAAAGCUUACACUCAAUGCAGCACUGUAAAAGUCUCAGUUGCAAAUGGCUUAUGUCUGCACUCUGUUCCGAAUAGGAACUUGUUCCAAUGUAAUCAUCACUUUAAGUGAAGAAAUGAAUUGUAAAUAACUGGAAGUAAAUUAAGAGUCUUCUGUUGGGUAGCGCAGAUCAUUUAUAUUUUUGCUUCAG
Molecule: messenger RNA, 2970 nt
Organism: Pristis pectinata (smalltooth sawfish)
Lineage: Eukaryota; Metazoa; Chordata; Chondrichthyes; Rhinopristiformes; Pristidae
Gene: dacha
Product: dachshund a
Exons: 12
Coding region: 27-1805 (592 amino acids)
Source: RefSeq, a predicted model, not a curated record